Messenger RNA from Lactuca virosa, 507 nucleotides. The record is from the annotation of a GenBank genome assembly. NCBI's taxonomy places the organism in Eukaryota, Viridiplantae, Streptophyta, Magnoliopsida, Asterales, Asteraceae.
AUGAAAACAUCUUCUGGCGUCGAGGGAAUUGCACAUAUAGAGAUUCAAAAAAGAAUCGACCUGAUCCAAAUCAUAAUCUAUAUGGGAUUUCCAAAAAUCUUAAUUGAAAGUCGACCCCGAGGAAUCGAAGAAUUACAGAUGAAUUUACAAAAAGAAUUUCAUUCUGUAAAUAGAAAACUUAACAUUCCUAUCAGACGAAUUGAAAAGCCUUAUGAAAAUCCUAAGACUCUUGUAGAAUUUAUAGCGGGCCAAUUAAAAAAUAGAGUUUCAUUUCGCAAAGCAAUGAAAAAGGCUAUAGAAUUAACUGAACAAGAAGAUACAAAAGGAAUUCAAGUGAAAAUUGCAGGACGUAUCGACGGAAAUGAAAUUGCGCAUGUUGAAUGGAUCGGAGAGGGGAGGGUUCCACUCCAAACCAUUCGAGCUAAAAUUGAUUAUUGUUCCUAUACAGUUCGAAUGAUCUAUGGGGUAUUAGGCAUCAAAAUUUGGAUAUUUAUAGAUGGGGAAUAA